UAAAUUAUCCAUAAAUAAAAUAUAUAAAUAAAUUAUCAUUAUUAUCACGUUUUGCCAUUGCUUGUGUUGGUUCAUCAAAAGAUUCAAAAUUAAAAGCAAACCCAAAUUGCUCUCGAGGUUGGUAUCAAUUACACUCUUUCCUAUAUUGGUCUCCAAUUUGCUCUCCAAUUCUUCCAAUUUGUUCUUCAACAAACUUGAAUCCCAAGGUUCGGAAUUAGGGAUAAGGGAUUGCUUGGAUUAGUAUAAAAUUUGAGUGAGUUUUUUUUUUUGUUGUUGAUGGGAGGGAAGAGUUCUCGAGAGUCGACACCGAGAUCGGUGCCGAGGUCGCACUACGAUCGUCGGUAUUCACACAACCAAGGUUGGAAUAGCCCUAGCUAUUCGUACUCGCAAGAAUCGCCUUACCAGAGUUAUCCUCCUCCUCCUCCUCCUUCAAGUUCUGCGAGCUAUGAUUCCGUGCCGGUAGCGUACCCGCCGCCGCCGCCACCGCAGAGUUAUGCAUCGUCGCGGGAGAGUUAUGCGCCGCAGCCAAGUUAUGGACAGUCAUCUCAGGCGAGAACUGGGAGGCCACGACCAACGCUGGAUCGGAGAUAUUCCAAGAUUGCUGAUGAUUAUCAGUCACUUGAACAGGUGACUGAGGCUCUUGCUCAUGCUGGUCUUGAAUCUUCCAAUCUUAUUGUUGGCAUUGAUUUUACAAAGAGCAAUGAAUGGACAGGCAAGUAUUCGUUUAACCAUCGGAGCUUACAUCACAUUGGUGACAUUCAAAAUCCAUAUGAGCAAGCAAUUUCUAUCAUUGGUCGAACUUUAUCGAAGUUUGAUGAGGAUAACUUGAUACCAUGUUUUGGUUUUGGAGAUGCAUCCACUCAUGAUCAAGAUGUUUUUAGUUUCUAUGUGGAUGAGAGGCCAUGCAAUGGAUUUUCAGAGGCUCUUGAACGUUACAGAGAAAUUGUUCCACAAUUACGUUUGGCUGGGCCGACGUCAUUUGCUCCAAUAAUUGAAAUGGCUAUGACUAUUGUGGAGCAAAGUGGAGGACAGUACCAUGUUCUGUUGAUAAUUGCUGAUGGGCAGGUGACAAGAAGUGUAGAUAUUGAAUCAGGUCAGUUAAGCUCCCAAGAACAGAAGACUGUUGAUGCUAUAGUAAAAGCCAGCCAGUUUCCGUUAUCCAUUAUAUUGGUUGGAGUUGGCGAUGGCCCUUGGGAUAUGAUGAAAGAGUUUGAUGAUAACAUUCCUGCUAGAUCAUUUGAUAAUUUUCAGUUCGUAAAUUUUACACAGAUCAUGUCAAAGAAUGUGCCUCAGACUCGCAAGGAGACAGAGUUUGCCCUGGCGGCAUUAAUGGAAAUACCUUUACAAUAUAGAGCAACGUUGGAACUUGGCCUCUUGGGUAAUCUGGUUGCAAAAUCUUCAGAAAGGGUACCCCUCCCACCUCCAGUAGGGAACCAUAAUGUGUCUGUGGGCUCAAGAACUUUCAAAUCUUCUAGUUUCCAGCAAACUGGACCCUCCUACUCUGGAUAUGAUACUACACCAAGUUCAGCACCCUUAUACUCUGGAUAUGAUACUAAACCAAGCACGGUGCAACAUGCAUCAAACUCUUUAUCUGAUAAUCUGGUUUGCCCAAUUUGUCUAACAGACCCGAAGGACAUGGCAUUUGGGUGUGGACACCAGACCUGUUGUGAAUGUGGACAGACUCUUGAGUCUUGCCCUAUUUGUCGCAGUCCGAUUGUGACAAGAAUCAAGCUCUACUAAGUCCUGAUUUGUAGGGAUUAUUCAGUUGAAUUAUUUUGGUUAAAUUCUUUUAUUUUCUGUUAAAAAUGAAGGAUUGGAAGCGUUGUGAUACUGCACCUCGGUAUAUCCCGGGGAGAGCUCUGCUGGCCUGUGACAUAUUUUGUGCUUGUGUAAAUAUACUAUUUACAUUGUUCCGAGUAAACAUUCUUUUGUUCU
Messenger RNA from Dioscorea cayenensis subsp. rotundata (Guinea yam), 1935 nucleotides. RefSeq names its product E3 ubiquitin-protein ligase RGLG2-like. The record is from RefSeq and is a predicted model, not a curated record. Bases 277 to 1740 code for a protein of 487 amino acids. Lineage: Eukaryota; Viridiplantae; Streptophyta; Magnoliopsida; Dioscoreales; Dioscoreaceae. The transcript has 12 exons.